AUGGCGGGAUUGUUCCCGGGGCUUGGGGGCUACAUCCCUAACACCACAACACUUCUUUCAUCCAACGUCGACGUUCAGCGAGACAAAAGCGAUAUCUACAUCAUCUCCCAGGCGUUUGGGAAGCAGCGCAACUUCUAG
Messenger RNA from Alternaria arborescens, 138 nucleotides. RefSeq lists its product as hypothetical. The record is from RefSeq and is a predicted model, not a curated record. The transcript has a single exon. The coding region runs from base 1 to 138 and encodes 45 amino acids. NCBI's taxonomy places the organism in Eukaryota, Fungi, Ascomycota, Dothideomycetes, Pleosporales, Pleosporaceae.